AUGCCCAAACUGACGAUCGUCGCCUUUGAUGGAACCGAGUUCGAUCUGGACGCGGAGGCCGGUUCGACGGUGAUGGAAAACGCGAUCAAGAACGCGGUUCCGGGCAUCGAAGCGGAAUGCGGCGGGGCCUGCGCCUGCGCGACCUGCCACGUCUAUGUCGAUGAGGCCUGGACCGAGAAGGUGGGCCAGCCCGAUGUCAUGGAAGAGGACAUGCUGGAUUUCGCGUUCGAAACUAAGCCGAAUUCCCGCCUGUCGUGCCAGAUCAAGAUGACGGACGAUUUCGACGGGCUGAUCGUCCGCGUUCCCGAACAGCAGGCCUGA
Effrenium voratum is the source of this 321-nucleotide messenger RNA. Lineage: Eukaryota; Dinophyceae; Suessiales; Symbiodiniaceae. The record is from the annotation of a GenBank genome assembly.